AUGCGUUCCUCGCUGCAGCUCCUCGCCGUUUCGGCGCUUCCACUUGCUCAGGUUUCCGCUGAGACUGUUCUCGGUGCCUAUGUCUUUGCGCGUCAUGGUGACCGCACUGCAAAGAUCCUCAAGAACACAGAGCUCACUGACCUCGGUUACCGGGAGGUUUUUACAGCGGGGUCCUCCUACCACAGUCGCUACAUCAACUCCAGCUCAAGUCAAUACGUCGCUGGCAUCAGCGAGGAUGUCGUUAAGCUCUCUCAGCUUACUGCUUCAGCGCCAGCCGAUGCUGUGCUCCAGAACUCUGCUACUGGUUUCCUGCAGGGUCUUUACCCUCCUGUUGGUGACUUAGCCAGCCAGAAGUUGCGCAACAAAACAACCGUCCAUGCGCCAUUAGAUGGCUACCAGCUGAUCCCAUUGUCCUUGAUCGACUCUGGGGCUAGUAGCGAGGACAGCACCUGGUUGCAGUCGACGUCAAACUGCCAGAAUGGCAUAGUCAGCAGCAACAACUACUACGAGUCCAAGUUGUACAACGACCUACUCGCCUCCACCAAGGACUUCUACGAGGACCUUGCCCCUCUAAUCAACACCUCCUUCUCUGAAUCCGACAGGACCUUCAAGAACGCCUACUCCAUCUUCGACUACCUUAACGUUGGCUACAUCCACAACACGACCAACGUCCCGUCUGCGGAACAACUCCACCAGGCCUCCCUCUACGCCAAUAUCGAACAAUACAACCUGGCCUACAACUCCACUGAGAAGAUCCGGGCCAUCGCAGGCCAGACCCUCGCCGCCGAAAUGCUGAUGGGUCUCAACGAAACGAUCACUUCCAAGGGCAAAGUCAAGCUCCACGUCGAGUUCGGCGCCUACGGCACCUUCCUCUCCUACUUCGGCCUCGCCCAGCUCCCAGAAGUGAACGUCAAUUUCACCGGCGUGCCCGACUACGCCUCCUCCAUGGCGUGGGAGCUCGUCACGAACUCCACCUCCGACUCUUUCCCAGACCCCAAGGAUAUCAGCGUCCGCUUUUACUUCCAGAACGGCACGCUCUCCUCCUCGGACGACCUAACAGAGUACCGACUCUAUGGCGAAUCCACCACCACAAUCCCGUGGUCGACCUUUGUCGAGAAGACCGAGAAAAUCGCCAUCAUGACCACUGACCAGUGGUGCGACGCCUGCGGAAACACUGACGGUCAGUGCUCCUCAUCUGGCGACUCCGGUUCUGGUUCUGCCUCUACAGACUCUGCGUCUGGUGGCAGCGGUGGUAUCUCCAAGGCUGUGGCUGGUGUUAUCGGUGCUAUGGUGACGCUUGGUGUGAUCCUCGGCCUGGAGGCGCUCAUCUUGCUUCUAGGCGGGUUCCGACUUACCAGGAAGGGCAAGGGUGCCGCUCUUGCGGCUGCGGAGGUGGCUGAAAACAAAUAA
Aspergillus puulaauensis is the source of this 1410-nucleotide messenger RNA. RefSeq lists its product as uncharacterized. Lineage: Eukaryota; Fungi; Ascomycota; Eurotiomycetes; Eurotiales; Aspergillaceae. Gene Ontology annotation, biological process: dephosphorylation. The record is from RefSeq and is a predicted model, not a curated record. Bases 1 to 1410 code for a protein of 469 amino acids. The transcript has a single exon. Gene Ontology annotation, molecular function: phosphatase activity.